AUGGCGAGUAAAGAGAUGUUCGAAGAUACUGUGGAGGAGCGGGUCAUCAACGAAGAAUAUAAGAUCUGGAAGAAGAACACGCCAUUUCUGUAUGACCUGGUUAUGACCCAUGCUCUUCAGUGGCCCAGUCUUACGGUUCAGUGGCUUCCUGAAGUGACUAAACCAGAAGGAAAGGAUUAUGCCCUUCACUGGCUAGUGCUGGGGACUCACACGUCUGAUGAGCAGAAUCAUCUCGUGGUUGCUCGAGUCCAUAUUCCGAAUGAUGAUGCACAGUUUGAUGCUUCCCACUGUGACAGCGAAAAGGGUGAAUUUGGUGGCUUUGGUUCUGUAACAGGAAAAAUUGAAUGUGAAAUUAAAAUCAAUCACGAAGGCGAAGUAAACCGUGCUCGUUACAUGCCGCAGAAUCCUCACAUCAUCGCUACAAAGACACCAUCUUCUGACGUGCUGGUUUUUGACUAUACAAAGCACCCUGCUAAACCAGACCCAAGUGGAGAGUGUAAUCCUGAUCUUAGGCUGAGAGGCCACCAGAAGGAAGGCUACGGUCUUUCCUGGAAUUCUAAUUUGAGUGGACAUCUGCUAAGUGCAUCUGACGACCAUACUGUCUGUCUGUGGGAUAUAAAUGCUGGACCAAAGGAAGGCAAAAUUGUGGAUGCUAAAGCCAUCUUUACUGGCCACUCGGCUGUUGUUGAGGAUGUGGCCUGGCACCUGCUGCACGAGUCACUGUUUGGAUCUGUUGCUGAUGAUCAGAAGCUUAUGAUAUGGGACACCAGAUCCAAUACCACCUCCAAGCCAAGCCACCUGGUGGAUGCACACACUGCUGAAGUCAAUUGCCUGUCAUUCAAUCCCUACAGCGAGUUCAUUCUCGCAACUGGCUCUGCAGAUAAGACUGUAGCUUUAUGGGAUCUGCGUAAUUUGAAACUAAAGCUCCAUACCUUUGAAUCUCAUAAAGAUGAAAUUUUCCAGGUCCACUGGUCUCCACAUAACGAAACUAUUCUGGCUUCAAGUGGUACUGAUCGCCGCCUGAAUGUGUGGGAUUUAAGCAAAAUUGGAGAAGAACAAUCAGCAGAAGAUGCGGAAGAUGGGCCUCCUGAACUCCUGUUUAUUCAUGGAGGACACACCGCCAAGAUAUCAGACUUCAGCUGGAACCCCAAUGAGCCAUGGGUCAUUUGCUCGGUGUCUGAGGACAACAUCAUGCAGAUCUGGCAAAUGGCUGAAAAUAUUUACAAUGAUGAAGAGUCAGAUGUCACAACCUCGGAACUGGAGGGGCAAGGAUCUUAA
This is a messenger RNA of Pipistrellus nathusii (Nathusius's pipistrelle), 1278 nucleotides long. The record is from the annotation of a GenBank genome assembly. Lineage: Eukaryota; Metazoa; Chordata; Mammalia; Chiroptera; Vespertilionidae.